UAUUUGUUUACCUGGAGCCGGCGGGCGGGCAGCGCUGCACGUCGGGAUAGCGGAGGAGCUGGCCGAGUCCUCCGACAUUAAGAUGGCGGCGGUCGCCUCUCAGCCCAAUUUCGCCGUUGUCUGUUCUUUCCUGGAGCGCUAUGGCGCCUCGCUGGAACUGCCCGAAUUCACCUUCCCCGAGCUGGAAGAAGCGCUGGAAAACAAAAAAUCCGUUCCCCAGCCAUUGGUGGACCUUCACCUGAAGCUGAUGAGGAAGAUUGGGAAGUCUGUGAGCUUUGAUCGAUGGGAAAAGUACCUUCUCAGGAUUUGUUUGGAGUACAACAAUACUUGGGCCUGGGAGAUGGAAAAAAUUGGCUACACUGAGAUGGAUGCUGAAUGCAAACUUGGCCUCUUAAAGUAUCUCUGUGAAUGCCAGUUUGAUGACAAUUUGAAAUUCAAGAAUGUGCUAAAUGAAGAGGAGCCAGAUGCUAUGCGCAUCCAUCCAAUUGGGCGUGACAAGGAUGGCCUAAUGUACUGGUACCAAUUGGACCAAGAGUUCAAUGUCCGAUUGUACACAGAAGAACAAGAUGAUCAAGAUGGCACUUCAUGGAAGCUCAUUGUAAGGGACCGUAAUGAAUUGGCUGAAACACUGCAACUGCUGAAAGCUCAGAUAGAUCCAGCGUUACUAAGCAAGUUUAUCCAGGAAGAUGGCUCCUCUCACACUAGUCCUACACCUGAAGAUGAAGAGAAUAAGAAAGAACUUGAACAUCUGGAAGAAAUGAAAAUGGGCAAGACAGUAGGAGGGCAGCAGAAGGAACCUGAAAUGGCCCCCAAGUCAAAUCCAGCAUCUCCAACCGCGACUAUCUCUCCGGAAGAUGAGGAAAAAAAGCGGACAAUCAAGAAAGAGCAAGAUGAAGAUGGCUCCAAGGCAGAGCAGACCGUUAAGGUGGAACAGCCUGUGUCAGAAAACACUGACGAGAAAGGUGCAGACACUAAAUUGACCAAAGAGAACAGCCUUGAGAAAGUUAGUAAGCUAACUGAAGGAGAAAACAUAGCUGCAAAAGUCGAGGUGGUCAGUCUGAAAGGCUCGGGUGAUUCCAAAGGUUGCACUGAUAAGUUGACAUCUGAAGACCGUGAAAAACUGGGAACCUGCAUCAAGGUGGAACCUCCUGACGAUGUCAAAGAGAAAUCCCCGGAAGAGCUCGAAAGGGCCUUGAAGACUGUCAAGCAGGCAAAACUCCCCAUGAAAAAGCGUGAAAUUAAACUGAUGGAGGAUUAUGACAGCUCGUUAAAGGGGCCCCUCAGCAAAUCCAUGGCUCCUGUCAAAGAGCCAUUGAAAGAAGAAUCAAAAGCAGAAGGUGAGACAGUAAAGCAGGUACCCGAGGAGAAGGCGGAGGGAAAGCAACUGAUGAAUGGCGAGAUAGCUGCUGGACCCAAGGUGAACAACCACAAAACUGAAGAGGGAAACGUGGAGGCUUCUGCUGCAGAGAAGGCUGAGCAGAAGUAUAAGAACCAGGAGCCUGAACAUGCACGCCCAACUAAAGAGGAGGAAAACGGCAUCGACAGCUCAAGCAAGCAGGACUCUGAUUUGCCACUGAGCCUUAAUCGGGAGAAUCGUGAAAGCGGAAAUAAAGUUGAGGUAAACCAGAACUGCACAGUGAAGGAGAAAGCUGCAGACCACGAUCUCCCAGAGCUUGUGAAGCCUACUGAGGAAGCCAGGUCGAAAUGUGAGGGUGAGGAGGAUUCUUCAAAGAGCUCCCUAGGCACAAAGCUGUCUGACAAGAAUACGCCCAAUACACCACAGGCAAGUUUGACCAAGGUGGAGGAGGAAUGUACAGAGAAGAUGCCUGUGAGGAGAACAAGAGCAUCAUUGAGGCAACAGAUGCUGGGGAAGACUUUGGAGGAAGAAGCGCCCCAGAAAGUUGAGCAGGCGGAAGAGAAACAGGAGCCUGAGCCUAAUGGGGCAAGGUGCUUAAGGAGAUCGCUGAGAAUAUCCAAACCCACGGUGAAAGUGACGGAAAGCCAGGAGAAGAGAGCGAGCAAGAGAGAAGAAGAACCUGCACCUCCUAGUCCAGAUAGGGAUGAGAACCAGAAAAAGAUGGAGAAAGAUUCCAAAGGAGCAAAGCGCAAAUGUAAAUCCAGCCGGAGAGCCAGAUGGACCAAAUCAAGGGGCAGACGCAGACCCCAGGAGUCGAGUGAAGAGAGCGAGACUGCCCAAGAAGAUGACGAAGGUAGUGAAGAGGAGGAGGAAGGGCCACCAGAAGAUGAUGAGCCCUGUAAAAAAUGUGGCUUAUCCAAUCACCCUGAAUUGAUUCUGUUGUGUGACUCCUGUGACAGUGGUUAUCAUACAGCUUGUCUACGACCUCCAUUGAUGACGAUCCCUGAUGGAGAAUGGUUCUGCCCACCCUGCCAACAUAAACUUCUAUGUGAAAAGCUAGAAGAACAAUUGCAAAAUAUAGAUGUGAUGAUAAAAAAGAAGGAAAGAGCAGAGAGAAGGAAAGAGAGGCUGGCCUUUGUGGGAAUCAAUGUGGAAAAUAUUAUUACUCCAAAAGAUUCAGUAACCGAAGAACUUGAAAUAAAAGAUUUCAAAUCUUUGGAAAGGCGAUCGGGUCGGACACGGAGAUCUAUUAAUUACAGGUUUGAUGACUUUGAUGAUGCAAUUGAUGAAGCUAUACAUGAAGACAUACAGGAAGCAGAGGGCAAAGGUGCUGGAAGAGGCAAAGACAUGGCAAAUAUCACUGGCCAAUCCCUGGGAAAAGACAUCUCAACUAUACUCGCAGGGUCGAAAGAGAGCAAGCGACCAACACGUGAAGCUGCCUGUAGACGCAAGAAAAGGCGAAGACUGAAUGACCUUGAUAGCGAUAGCACACUUGAAGAUGAUGAGAGUGAGGAGGAGUUCAAAAUAAGUGAAAGCAGUGAAGAAGAAUUUGAGAUCUCUGACCGAGAUAGUGAGGCAGAACCUGUCUCAAAUGAUGAUGAGGGUUUUGAAGUACGUCGGCGAGGAAGGCACCGGAAGUACGUGGAGCCAAUGAGGCGGAGUUGGCGGUUGAGGGGAAGACAAGUGAAAAGAUAUUCGGAUGAGGAUGAGGAGGAUGAAGAAGAACAUGGAGAGAGCGAAGGGUCAAGUUGUUACAGUGAUGUGCUGGACAUGAGGAGGAGGCGAUCAAAGCGGAAUCAAGCUAAAAAAGUGAACUACAGAGAAGAUUCUGAAUCUGAGAAAUCUAUGAAAAGUGGUGCGAGUAGAAAGGAAAGACUUAGGGGACACAAACGUAGACUAUACAUUACAGCAAGCGAUGAGAGUUCCAGGAGCAGAAGUUCAGACGAAGAGCGGGAGAAGGAGCGGCCUCAACGGAAGCGUCUGAACAGGAUCGAGGACGAGGAGGAGGAUGAUGAGGAUGAAGAUGAGCCCGCGCCGACGAGCAAAUUCCGCUCCAGGCCCGCCCGGGAUUACAGCAAGAAGUAUCGGCUGAUGAGCGACGAGGAGGAGGAGCCGGAAGAGGCAGAGAAGGAGGCCAGCUCUUUGGACUGCGGCCUGGUGGAACUGCCCUCUACCAAUGGACAGAGCCCAGGGCAGGCUUCGGAAAGUGUAAUCAGCAGAACCAGUGAGAAGAACCAAACGGCCAAGGACACUAACCCUACUCCCAGCCCGGCGCUGAAUGGAGCCUGUGAAGCGAUGGCCUCUGAAGCGGGAGUGGAAGCGGGAGGCGAAGGAGGGGAGGAGGAUGAAGAUGACCUCUUGGGAGUAACUGACCUUGUAGAAUAUGUUUGUAAUAAUGAACAAAUAUAAGAACUCUUUUUACACUAGUUUAAAUAAUUUAUUCCAUAGUAGCUGUACAUCUUGGCCAGUUAUUGUGUGUCUUUUUUGUUUGAUUGUUUUGCUCCCCUACCCCACCCCCACUCACUCACUCACUCACUCCUCCAGAGAGUAAGAUCCUCCUGCACUCACUUUCUCUUUUUUCUCCCCACUCACUUUGGCCUACACCCUCCUGCUCCUCUCCCCCCCCAUAAAUUGACCAAUUUUGAGGUAUUUAACAUGGUAGGUUUAUUUUUCUUGUUUUUAUUUUACUGGAGUUACAUUUUGUUUUUGGUCCGUCAUAAUUUCAGCUGAGAAAAGUUCCAUUGAGGGAUUUUAUAAAGAAAGUAAAAUGUUGACCCCUCUAUCCCCGCCCCCCCCCCCCCGCCCCCCUGCCUAAUUCGGGGCUCAGAAUUUUCCCAAAUAAGUAAGUGAAGGUGGGGGCAUGGUGCGGGAAGAGAAAAGAAAAUUCUCCCUCAUUCCAGAAAGAUUGUUUUGACCCUCUAAUGUCUUUGUCUUUUUUAAAAAAUAUAUAUAUAUAUCUAUACAGAAAAAAAGACUUUUUAAGUAUGUUGUGUAGUGUCCUAACACCACUUAGUACACCUGGAUCCAAAAUAUUUCCAAAAGAACACCAAAUUUUUGCUGUAGAUGCCGUUCAGUGCUUUGAGUUAAGAGCUCUUGUAGUAGCAUGUGCAGGGAACUCCCAGUAUAUGGUGGCCAUUUUGAAAACCAUUUAUUUCCAAACAACUCUACUGUGAUGUUCAAUAGAUCACUGUAGUAUGCACCAGUACUGCGAUUGAUUGCUACAGCGUACUGACACUGUAAUUGGCUGUCACGGUGCUGUUAACAUCUUUGAUGUCCUCACAUCAUCGCUUUUUAGAUUUUUUUUUAAAAUAGACCAUUUCUUCCUAGGUGCCUCUGUAUAAACUUAAGGGUUAACACUGAUACGUCUAAACUGGUGAUUUUGAAGUUGGAUUGCGAUCUGUUUUGAAGCUCAAUUUAACCUACCCUACCCAAAGGGACGGAAAGGCGGUGAGGGAGGGGGUGGGUGUGCUCGGACUACUAGACCAGAAAGUUUGAACAUGGUGUGGGGAAGGAUCAUCAAACAGAGCUUUCAUUCAACACUCCUCUUUGCCUUUUACUAAAACUUCUCUGAUAUAUUCCUCACCACUCCUCCUGCCACCCCUCCCCAAACCCAGACUGUGUGUGGUGAAUGUUGAUAGCCUAUUCAACCCCGGACGCUAUCACGGCCAAAUCUGACCCUAAGUGGGUGAAGCAGAAGAAUUGUUUCUUUAAAGUUUUGCUUUUGCUUGCUUGAAAUAUGCCCAUUAUCUGAAUGAAAUACAAUAUAUAUAAUAUAUAUUGUUAUAUAUUAUAUAUAAUACAUAAAAUAUAAUUUUCAGAUGGUGUCAAACUCUCUGAUACAAAUCAUCGUAACACACAAACUUGUUCAAAGUAGUUUUGUUUGUCCCAGUACCUCACCUCGAUGUGCUUCGCGAAAACAUUUGUCAAAUCUGGGGUACUGAACAAAAGAAUGAAUGUUGAUUAUUCAUGUUGUUAACAGUUGACUUUUUUAGUACAGUGGUAGUAAAUCCAUUGUCCUGUAUACAGGCUACUUUAAUCCA
Molecule: messenger RNA, 5397 nt
Organism: Carcharodon carcharias (great white shark)
Lineage: Eukaryota; Metazoa; Chordata; Chondrichthyes; Lamniformes; Lamnidae
Gene: rsf1a
Product: remodeling and spacing factor 1a
Exons: 16
Coding region: 83-3766 (1227 amino acids)
Biological process (GO): regulation of DNA-templated transcription
Cellular component (GO): RSF complex
Source: RefSeq, a predicted model, not a curated record